This is a messenger RNA of Colossoma macropomum (tambaqui), 2173 nucleotides long. It is a transcript of the gene hoxb4a, whose product is annotated as homeobox B4a. Lineage: Eukaryota; Metazoa; Chordata; Actinopteri; Characiformes; Serrasalmidae. Gene Ontology annotation, molecular function: DNA-binding transcription factor activity, RNA polymerase II-specific; RNA polymerase II cis-regulatory region sequence-specific DNA binding. Gene Ontology annotation, cellular component: nucleus. The record is from RefSeq and is a predicted model, not a curated record. The transcript has 2 exons. Gene Ontology annotation, biological process: anterior/posterior pattern specification; embryonic skeletal system morphogenesis; regulation of transcription by RNA polymerase II. Bases 4 to 741 code for a protein of 245 amino acids.
UUAAUGGCCAUGAGUUCCUAUUUGAUCAACUCGAACUAUGUGGACCCCAAGUUUCCACCCUGCGAGGAAUACUCCCAGAGCGACUACCUACCCAGUCACUCUCCGGACUACUAUAGCGCCCAGAGGCAAGAGCCAUCGUUCCAGCAUGAGUCGAUCUACCACCAGCGGUCGGGCUGCGCCGACCCAGCCUACUCGUCGUGCCAGGGUCCAGGGCAGCCCGCCGUGGUGAUGUCUCCUCGGGGUCAUGUACUAAGCCCAGCUGCACUCUCGACCCCUCUGCCAGAACCAAGCCAUCACUGCGACUCGGUCACUCCGAGCCCUCCGCCUGCUUGCGGUCAGACUCCCAUCAGCCAAAGCACUCCUUCGGCCACUUCGCGCAAGGACCCCGUGGUUUACCCCUGGAUGAAAAAAGUCCACGUAAACAUCGUGAGCCCGAACUAUUCGGGGGGAGAGCCCAAGCGCUCGCGCACAGCUUACACACGCCAGCAAGUUCUCGAGCUGGAGAAAGAGUUUCACUACAACCGCUAUCUUACUCGCAGGCGCAGGGUGGAGAUCGCCCACACCCUUUGCCUUUCCGAGCGACAGAUAAAGAUCUGGUUCCAGAACCGGCGUAUGAAGUGGAAGAAAGACCACAAACUGCCCAACACGAAGAUACGCUCCAGCCACUCUGCCAACUCGAAUUCAAGCGGCGGCCCGUUGGGCAGUCAAAACCGAGCUGGCGGACCUCCACCGAGCCUAUAGCUUUCCUGCACUCCUUAAAAAACACGCACAUUUUUUUUAAAAAAGAGAAAACCUCAGUUUCAGGAGUGAGGCGUGAGGAUUUUAGUCACAUUGUCUCAUACUAUCUCCCUCUCAACGCUCCUAAACGACAGGGAUGUAACGCGAGGUGGGGUGACGCGAAGGUGCAAAAAAGAGCAAAGAAAAUGUCUUUUAAACACAAAUGGGGCGAAGACUCGAACUCAAAACACUUCCACAGAUGGGCUCCCUCCCAGUCCAGUUCCCAUUUUUGUCCCGCGCCCCUCUCCUUCUCCUGCUCCCUCGCCCCCUCCACAACAACAGAAGGCAGCAGAUAGUUUUCAGAUUUGGUGAAGAUGGAUCCGUGUUUCAUCUUUAAUCAUGCCAAACUCAGCCCCAUUUGUCAUGUUUACUCUGUGGUACAAAGGAUGAACCGUAGGCCUGCCCAUUACCUCGACGUCUAGCGUUGUGCUUAAUAAAUGAGUCGCCUUGUUUUGUCAAGAGGCAUUUUCUAACUCCCUCUUCUUUGCUGGCUUAUAGCCUAGAAAACUAGCUGGACAUUGUUCUCAUCAUAUGAAGUUUCUUAUUGCAUAUUUUUGUCCUCCUCUAACGUUAAUCUCACAUUUAAUGUUUUGAUUUGCCAAUGGGACUGAUAAAGAUUGUGUGAAGUCCAGUUGUCGUUCAGAAAUACGGGAACUCGCCACGUUUUUUUCUGUUCAAUUGUUUAACGCAUUUCAGACUGAGAAUAGAAAAAUCAGACGUUCUGUAGUAAAACGACUGAUUUAGACGUUAUUCAGAUUCAAUGGAAAGUCAUAACAGUUGAAUGAAGCUGGGCAUAUCCAUAACCAAAACCGGUACAAUGCAAAGCAUUUUAAAGAGAGCACUGCUAAAUACUAUUUGAAUUACCUCAGUUGCAAUUUUUUUGUUGAUGUUUUUUGUUAUCUAGUUUUAUGAAGUGACAAGUUUUUUAAUUCAUUUGAUUGAAAUGCAAAUAUCUGCAAAAAUAUCUGCAUUUGUUUGUACGUUGAAAUGUAAUUUAAAUCUAUGUGUGGCCAGGGUUGUAUAGAGAAAAAAGUGCGUAUGUUGCAUGAUUGAAUACACUUUAUUUUUUUUCAUUUUCCUUGUUAUUUCGUCUCUACGUUUUUGUUUGCAUUUCACGUCAAAUAAACAUAUGCACAUGCCAUGCCUUUCUUUCUUUCUUUCUUUCUUUCUUUCUGUUUCUUUAUUCUAUCUUUUGCUCAUUUUCUUACCUGUGCCAUGUUUUAGUAUUUUAUCUUGUAUAAAAAAUCAUUUUACAUUCCAAAGAUCAGUUCUUCCAGUGAUAAUGUAUUUUCCCUCGUUCAUAUUUGUAUGUCGCCCCCUUUCUGCUUAUGCCUUCCACUGUCUACCUUUGUUAUUUGUAAAUAGCUAUAGAAAUUUAAUAAAUCACAAAAAUAUC